AUAUAUAUAUAGGGAUCUGGUUGGUGAUAAACUUUCGCAGUUUCCCUAUUCCAUCUACUUUCUUUUUCGAUUUCAUUUCUGUAAAUCUGAAUCUGAAUCUCCAACUUCAAACAGUAGCUCACAUAUAGCAACUGUAAUACCUGGGAAUGCGGAAUGAUGUGUUCAAACGUUGGUAAUUUCUUUUCUAAAACCUGCAUGGUUGCAAGUCCAUAUGAGCUACUUGUGCUUCUUGAUGAAGUUGGAUUCAAGCAACAAAAUACAUUUAGUCGUUAUGCUCAGAUACACAAUGAAGCUGCAACUUGUAGGGGUCCAGUCGUGCUAAAGCAUGAGCUCGUCGAAGACGGUUAGGUCUUCAGUUCAAGACUCCUGCUUGUGUGUAUAAAGUAGUUGUGUUAGCAGGAGAUAAGAUAAGUUCUAGUACUUUAUUAGAUCAUAAGUUUAAAAUAUGGAGAACGUAGGAAAUGUGUUGAUGCAAAAGUAUGAAUUCGGGAAAAUGCUUGGUCAAGGUAAUUUUGCUAAAGUUUAUCAUGGACGGGAUAUAAAUUCGGGCCACAAUAUUGCCAUCAAGGUGAUCGAUAAAGAGAAGGUUUUGAAAGUUGGUUUAAUUGAUCAAACCAAGAGAGAGAUAUCUGUUAUGGGAAUGGUGAAACACCCAAAUAUAGUGCAGCUUUAUGAGGUACUGGCCACUAAAACCAAAAUCUAUUUCGCAAUGGAAUAUGCAAAAGGCGGUGAGCUCUUUGACAAGGUGUCCAAGGGAAGGCUCAAAGAAGAUGUUGCUCGAAAGUAUUUCCAACAAUUAAUCGGUGCCGUUGAUUUCUGCCACACACGAGGUGUUUAUCACCGUGACUUGAAACCUGAAAAUCUGCUGCUGGACGAAUACGGAAAUUUAAAGGUGACAGAUUUCGGGUUGAGUGCUCACGCCUCAUGCACACGUUUAGAUGGGCUACUUCACACAACAUGUGGCACCCCUGCCUAUGUGGCACCUGAAGUAAUUAGCAGAAAAGGCUAUGAUGGUGCUAAAGCUGACAUCUGGUCUUGUGGGGUGGUUCUAUUUGUUCUACUGACUGGUCAACUUCCAUUUAAUGACUCAAAUAUUAUCCAAAUGUAUAAAAAGAUAAGCAAGGCCGACUAUAAAUGUCCUAAUUGGGUUCCAUCAGAAGCUCGUAGGCUGCUAAAAAGAAUCCUCGAUCCAAACCCAGUUACUAGGAUUUCCAUGAAAAAAAUCAUGGAAAAUUCUUGGUUUAAGAAAGGACUAGACACCAAGCAGAUGGAAGCCACCAUGGAAAAGGAAACGCCUUUGGUUAAUGCUGACAAACCUUUUUUUGAGCCAAAAAAGCCAGAUUUUACUAGGGUUUCGAGUUUUAAUGCUUUUGAUAUUAUAUCUCUGUCAAGCGGAUUCGAUUUAUCUGGUCUGUUUGUGGGAAAUGAUCAAAGGGAUGAAGUGAAGUUCACCUCUACAAAACCUGCCUCGGACAUAAUAUCCAAAAUGGAAGAAAUAGCCACGAGUCUAAAGAUGGAAGUUGGUGUGAAGAAGGGAUGGCAGCUAAAUUUUAAGAGACCUAGUGAAGGCAGAAAUGGUCCACUCUCCGUUGGUGUAGAGAUAUUCGAAAUCGCUUCCAACUUUCAUUUAGUAGAGGUAACGAAAUCGUGUGGUGACGCAUUGGAGUAUCAAAAGAUAUUGAAAAAUUAUAUAAGACCAGCUCUCCAAGAAAUUGUUUGGGCAUGGCAUGGUGAGUAACAACAUAAGCUUUUUAUCUUCACAAUAUGUCCCAACUUCAUUGCUUUUGUAUCAUUAUCAUUUAAUCUCAGUAUUUGUCCCUUAUCUGUGUUAUGUCAAUCUUUCUAUGAAGAUCACUAAUGUAUUAGUGAAACUUGUUUAGAUUUGUGUUAAACGUGUCAUGUUAUGGUGUUCAUGUGCAUCGGAUAUCCAUUUGUGAUUUGAAUGUGCUCUUGUUGUUUUA
Molecule: messenger RNA, 1961 nt
Organism: Erigeron canadensis
Lineage: Eukaryota; Viridiplantae; Streptophyta; Magnoliopsida; Asterales; Asteraceae
Product: CBL-interacting protein kinase 2-like
Exons: 2
Coding region: 446-1738 (430 amino acids)
Biological process (GO): signal transduction; protein phosphorylation
Molecular function (GO): ATP binding; protein kinase activity
Source: RefSeq, a predicted model, not a curated record